GUCAAUAAACACCAAAAGAAUUAAGCUAAAUGUGAUGCUAGCAGCAUUAGCUUUCUUUCGUUCUGCUUGAAGCCAUCCUAGGGAGUCAGGCCAUCUGUGAGCUGAACAUGUGAGUGUUUGCAGUAAAAAUAUCUCCAGUCUGGAUUCAACACGAGGUUUUAAACGAGCUGCUGCUGAAGAAACAUUCACAGAGUUUAAAGAAAUCUUCAAGUCUGAGGAGGAGAUGGAUGAUCAGAUACUGGCUUUUACCCCGACACCUCAAAUCAUCUUAUAUCGAAUAGACCACCUACUGGAUCGGUUUUGGAAAGAGGAGGUUUGCUCUGACCAGCAACUCUGUAAACCUGAGACAGGUCCCAGUUUGGACCAGGAGGAACCAGAACCUCUGCAGCUGAAAGACAAGCAGCAAAAGCCAGAACAUCCCUGGACUAAAGAGGAACCAUUGGAGCUCUGCAUAGGUGAACAUAAAGAGCAUCUUGAGCUGAAGCAGGAGACUGAAGAUUCAUUAAUGUUGACUCCUAAUCAUGAAGAAAAGAACCACAUUCAACCAGAACCAAUCAGUAACCAAGUGCUCUCUCAGAUCUUUAAAAAAGAUUCCUUUAUUCCAAAGAAAAACUUGACUCAAGACUUGAAAAGUCAUACAGGUGAGAAACGUUUUCCGUGUCGGACAUGUGGAAAAAGUUUUUCUAAAAAAAGAGAUUUAACAGAUCACAUGAGGAUUCAUUCAGGUGAGAGACCUUUCAAAUGUUGGCUCUGUAGAAACAGUUUCACUACAAAAGUUGUUCUGGACUCUCAUGUCAGAACCCACACAGGGGUGAAGCGAUUUUCUUGUGCCGUUUGUGGCAAAGGUUUUAGUCGAAAUUAUACUAUGAAUUAUCACAUGAGGCGCCACAAAAAUGAAAGGCCUUUUCCCUGGAAUACCUGUGAGAAAACGUACACAUCAAAAGAUCCAUUGAGCGAUAAUACAGUUGAGAAUCCCUUUUUGUGUGGGAUCUGUGGAAAAGCUUUCCAAGAAAGCAAUAGCUUAAGAACUCACCUGAUGACUCACACAAAAGAGACACCGUUUCAGUGCAGAACAUGUGGAAAAAGUUACAAAGAAAAAGUACAUUUCACAAUUCACAUGAAAACUCAUACAGAUGGGAAGCUUUGUUCUUUCUGUGGAAAAACUUUCACAACCAAGUCUAAUUUUGAAAGACACGUCAGAAUUCACACUAGUGAGAAGCCUUUCUCUUGUACAAUUUGUGGCAAAGGCUUUAUUCAAAAAGAGCAUUUGGCUUAUCACAUGACGCAUCACACAGAUGAUAGGCCUUUUCCCUGUAAUAUCUGUGAAAAAUCUUUUAAAAGAAAGGAUGCAUUGAAAAGACACAUGAGAAUUCACACAGGUGAGAAACCCUUUUUGUGCAAGACCUGUGGAAGAGCAUUCAUCCACCAUAACAGCUUUAAAGCUCAUUUGCUAACUCACAAAUGAGAACCCUUUACAUUGUGUGAUGUGUGGAUAAGGUUAUGAGAAAAACAUAUUGAUACUUGGCAUGAGGCACAAAUGCUUAGGGGCAUUUGUCAGAAUGUUUCUCUUUAUUUGGUGGUAGAAAAUGAAAUCAAAGACAACAGAUUUUAUUUGAUAUUAAAAUCCAAGUAUAAAGGAUAAUAAAUGAAUGAAUAAUAAAGAAGUACGACUCAUGCCAUGGUGUCCUGUUAAUGCAGUACUUGUUUCUGUGCAGUUUUCACAUGCUAUCUCAACCAGAUUUUAUCACAAAGCUCUAUUUAGCACCAAGCUAACUGUCAUAACAAAAACAUGACAAUCUUGUUCAUAAACAAUGGUGUCAGGACUUUUCAUUUUGAUGACAUUGACACUUUCAUUGAUAUGAAUACUUGCUUUUAAGGAAGAAGCUUUUAAUUGUUAGCAAGUCGCUCACUCCUACAGGUUAUCAACUGUGUUUUGUAUUUAUUCUUUUAAGAAAUGUAGUUGUUUUUGUGCUAAUGUUAAUGUAUGAAAUGCACAAAAGUGACAGGAAAAACUGUAGAACUAAAAAUCCUCAGGCUUCUCACUAGUUUAUAAGUUAUUUUAGACUAAUAGACUGCUUUUCAAAAUUAAACAUCUUUGUCAGAUGACAGAAUUAAGAUUGCAGAUAGAUACAAUAGUAAAAGUGUAUGUAAAACUUGAUGCAUUUGACUGCUUUGUUAAUAUCUACAUUGAUUUAAAAUAAUAAAAUUAAAGAAGAAACAUUUUUGUUUAAUAUAUUUCCAGAAAAUGAAAGCAGAGUUAAGCUACAGGUACCAUCAAUUUUGUCCAGACCUGUUUCAUUAAUUAGUUUUUUCAAAUGAUUUUGUUGAUCCACAGUUCAAAAGCAAUAUCUAGUUUUCAUUUUUUCAUUUUCAAUAAAUUUUUAUUUAUCAUUUCUGUUGUCCAUUUCAACUUAUUUCAGCUUCCCAGUUAUAAACAGAAGGUAGAUAACCAAGAAUGUUAUCUACAAUUAAUUUACUGUGUGAUUUUUGUUACUGGAUGUGAGAGAAAUAAAAUCUGGGUUAAGAAAAAGUUGAAACCAGAAGUUUACAUACACUAAGUAAAAAAAAAACGUUUCUUCUCAUUGAAGUUAAAUAAAACCUAACUUCUCUUGUUUUAGGUCAGAAUUAUCAAACAAAUUUGAGUACUGUGGAGAUGAGGGGACAAUAUAUCAUCUUAUAUAACACUGUUAGAAACAAAGAAUUGAUCUAAACAGAAUUAUAAUAAAACUUAUUUACUUUAAAAUGAUUCAGAAACGUUUUCUGGCAAUAUUUGAUUAUCUUCGAUCAAAGUGACGUUGCUGUUCACCCUCCAGACCAUUCGGUGGCUCUAAUUAUCUCAUUCGUUGUUUCUCAACCGCCAAUAAAUACCAAGAAGAAGAAUGUUGCUGUACACUCUUGUAAGGUAGGUGGCGAUAUUCACUUUGAAAUCCGCUAUAAUAUAAAAGAAGAAGAAGAAGAAUGUGUUGCUAGUAGGGUUAGCUUCUCUUCUACUUGAAGUCAUUCUGGAGAGUCUGAUCAUCUGUUGGCUGAAUAUGUGAGUGUUUGCAGUAAACAUGUCUUCAGUGCAGCUUCAAUGAAAGAUUAUCAACGAGCAGUUAACUCCUGCUGAAGAAAGAUUCAGAGUUUAAAGGGAUAAUCAAGACCGAGAAAGAGAUGGAUGAUCAGCGCAGACUGCUGGAUUUCACUAGGACACCGAAAAGACCUCAAACAGGAACAUGUUUGGAAGGAGGAGGCGCUCGCCGACCAGCGGAGGAACUCUAGUUUUGACGAAAGUGAGCUGGAACAUUUUCAGAUAAAGGAAGAAGAUAAGGAAGCCUGUAUUAGCCAGGAUGAAGAGGAGCUUGGGCAGAAGCAGGAGACUGAAACCUUAAUGGUGACUCCGACUCAUGAAGAAUUUCACACUGAGUCAGAAGCAAACUGGAACCAACUCAACUUUCCUCCUGAAACUGAGAAUGAAACAGGAAAAAAGCAAUCCCAAAGUCUCAGAAGUAAUGAUGGAUGAAGAGCAAAUACAUUGGAAAACUAGACACCAUAAUGACACAAGAAGUUCACCAGAAAAAGGGCGCACAGAAACUCAUAGCGAUAAGAAACUUUACUUUUGUGAAAUGUGUGAUAAAGGUUUUUCUUUAAAUAAAAACUUGAUCGCGCACCUGAGAAUUCACACAGGGUGGAGAGGCCUUUCUCAUGUAAAACCUGUGGCAAAUGUUUCACCAAAAAAUCCAAUUUAACUCACCUCUUAAAAGCUCACACAGGCAAGAAGCCUUUUUCAUGUGACGCAUGUAAAAAGACAUUCAGUCUAAAAAGAGAUCUGGUCAAACACAUGAGAAUUCACAAGGACGAGAAGCCUUUCCUGUGCAUGACCUGUGGAAAACGUUUCAGGUUGAAAUUUAUUUUAACUGAACACACAAGAACUCACACGGGUGAGAGGCCUUUUCCUUGUGACGCAUGUAAAAAGACAUUCAGCCUUAAAAGAAACAUGGUGAAACACAUGAGAAACCGUGGAAAACAUCUUAAAUCUACAGGUUGUUUUGAUUCAAGUCGGAUAAUGAGAUGAGAGCGCUUUGUCUGGCUGAACAUGUCACAAACAUUUUAAGUCUUUUUGCCUACCAAUGUUGAAAAUAUUGGAGAUUAGUGAGGUUAUUCCUGCUAGCAUUACAGAUUGACAAUUUAACCUAAAUUAAGAGAUUAUGUUUGCUGUGUCAAUGCAUUCUUAUUUAAUAUGUGUCAUUUGAAGGGGCAGUAUGAUAUAAAAUCAACUUUGAGCUUUAGAUCAUAUUAUGUUAGUCCGUCGUCAAAAACAUAUUUGGAGUGUUGCCUUGAUUUUAAAUUUUUUUUUAUGUUUGAGAAAUUGCCCACUCAGCUCCUUCAGACUAGCCAGCAACAAUUAGCAAGCGCCUGGUGGAACUGUGCAUCUGCUGAGGUCAUUACAUGAACUACUUUUCAGUAAAACGCUGCUAAAAACAUUGUUAACGUGUUAAUAGAGGCGUUGUGAUGUGGCGACAUCCUGAAGGCAGAGUUUCAGUUUUUAAAGAGACAGAAGCCUAAUUUCAAGACUUUAAAUUGUGAUGUCAAAUCUCUUUUAAAUCAUAUUUGAUACAUGCAGCAAUCAAGCAACUGAAGACAACAGUUGCUUGAUUGUGAUAUAAAAUGACGCUCUGUGUCCAUUCAAAAGAUUUGUUAUAAAAAAAAUAGACUUCUAGUGUAAUUUGCUCACUAGCUGAUAAAAUGCUUUGAUUCAUCAAAAAUAAAAUGAAGUGAAUUCUACCAA
Molecule: messenger RNA, 4768 nt
Organism: Xiphophorus hellerii (green swordtail)
Lineage: Eukaryota; Metazoa; Chordata; Actinopteri; Cyprinodontiformes; Poeciliidae
Product: gastrula zinc finger protein XlCGF57.1-like
Exons: 3
Coding region: 224-1465 (413 amino acids)
Biological process (GO): regulation of immune system process; negative regulation of transcription by RNA polymerase II; regulation of cytokine production
Cellular component (GO): nucleoplasm
Molecular function (GO): RNA polymerase II cis-regulatory region sequence-specific DNA binding; DNA-binding transcription repressor activity, RNA polymerase II-specific
Source: RefSeq, a predicted model, not a curated record